This is a messenger RNA of Capsicum annuum, 1407 nucleotides long. RefSeq names its product extensin-2-like. The annotation marks the transcript as partial. The record is from RefSeq and is a predicted model, not a curated record. NCBI's taxonomy places the organism in Eukaryota, Viridiplantae, Streptophyta, Magnoliopsida, Solanales, Solanaceae. The transcript has a single exon.
CCACCUCCACCAAAGUACGUCGAAAAGUCACCAGCCUACUACAAGUCACCCCCUCCACCUUAUUACAAGCCGUCUCCAUCUUACUACAAAUCCUCUCCACCUCCACCAAAAUACAUUGAGAAAUCACUAACUUCCAAUAAAUCACCCCCUCCACCAUACUACAAGCCCUCCCCAACUGACUACAAAUAUCCUCCACCUCCACCAAAGUACGUUGAGAAGUCACCAAACUACUACAAGUCACCCCCUCCAUCAUACUACAAGCCGUCUCCAUCUUACUACAAAUCCCCGCCACCUCCACCAAAGUACGUCGAGAAGUCACCCGCCUACUACAAGUCAACCCCUCCACCAUACUACAAGCCAUCUCCAACUCACUACAAAUCCCCUCCAACUCCACCAAAGUACGUCGAGAAGUCACAAGCCUACUACAAGUCACCUCCUCCACCAUACUAUAAGCCAUCUCCAACUUACUACAAAUCCCCUCCACCUCCACCUCCACCAAAGUAUGUCGAAAAGUCGCCAGCUUACUACAAAUCACCCUCUCCACCUUACUACAAGCCCUCUCCAACUUACUACAAAUCCCCUCCAUCUCCACCAAAGUACGUUGAGAAGUCACCAGUCUACUACAAGUCACCACCUCCACCAUACUACAAGUCGUCUCCAACUUACUACAAAUCCCCUCCACCUCCACCAAAGUACGUCGAAAAGUCUCCAGCUUACUACAAAUCACCCCCUCCACCAUACAACAAGCCCUCUCCAACUUACUACAAAUCCCCUCUACCUCCACCAAAGUACGUCGAGAAGUCACCAGCCUACUACAAGUCACCUCCUACACCAUACUACAACCCGUCUCCAAUUUACUACAAAUCCCCUCCACCUCCACCAAAGUACGUCGAGAAGUCACCAACCUACUACAACUCACCUCCUCCACCAUACUAUAAGCCCUCCCCAACUUACUAAAAUUCCCCUCCACCUCAACCAAAGUACGUUGAGAAGUCGCCAACCUACUACAAGUCACCGCCUCCACCACUACCAACAACAAACUUCUACAAGCAAACUCCUAUGUAUACCUCACCUCCCCCGUCUGCCAAGUACUAGCAAUCUCCCACCUAUAGUCUCCACCACCACCACCCUACUACUGAUAUUAAAGUCACCUAACUUCUAUAUUUUUGAUCAUCCCCUUGCUUUUAAUUUCUUUGCAUUAUCUUGUUUGGAGGUUCUCCACUUAUUUUGUUGCCUCAGUUCUAAAUUGUAUGCAUUCUUGCGGAAGUCAUCAAGCAUUUAUUGGCGUAUUUACUUUUAUUUUAUAAUUUCAAGUAAGAUCUUUGAGAUCUCUAUUUAUUCGACUCAUUGUAUCAAGAUCUUUUUUAAUGUAAUCUAUCGAGCAUAUUUACUUCUUCAAUUGGUCUA